This is a messenger RNA of Acaulospora colombiana, 1218 nucleotides long. Lineage: Eukaryota; Fungi; Glomeromycota; Glomeromycetes; Diversisporales; Acaulosporaceae. The record is from the annotation of a GenBank genome assembly.
AUGGUGUCUACGAAUACUUCCGACAUUGAUACGGUCAAAAAUUUUUUACGUACACCGGAAAACGUAGACCUUUCCGAUCUAGUCAACGCCUUGGGAAUUAUGAAUGUUUCACUUGACGGCCCAAGAAGAGAACAAAGGAUUCAGACUAUUCUCGCUGCCGUACCCCUUUCUGCGUUUUUUACGCUUUUGGAAAACGUUAAUAAUAUGGUGACAUCCUCAACUUGCAAAGUUCUUGAAAAAUUAUUACAAUCUAUGAGUUAUGAGAGUAUAAGUUCUUUAGGACUAAAGGAAUACUUAACAAUUGGAUUGAAACAUGAUUAUCCCGAGGUCCGAAUUCUCGCACUGUGCCAGAUCGAAAAAUGUCUGGAGUCAGAAGAAUCUAUACAUGAUCUCGUCAAAUCACCACUUUUUUCGGCUGUUCUGGAGUGCUUGGGAUUUAAUGACAUCCCCACAUCUGUUCGAGUUUCUGAUUUUAUUGUCAAGAUUAUUCAAAGUCAAUCAGGAUAUUCCUUUCUGGAAAGGUCCGGAGUUAUAAAGAUGCUGGUCGACUCUUUGUCACAAGAUGAAGAAGACGUUGUGAUUGUUUUGAUAAAAUGCGCGGUGUUGAAGUUUUUCGGAAAAUUAUCUGAGAUUGAGACGGUAGACUUUUCCGAAGUGGAAAAUAGAUACAGACUCUUCUCCCACAUCGACGCAUAUUUCUUGAGCGAUCACCCUGACCUUAAGGCCAUAAUCCCCGCGGCCUUGCUCUCCUGUAUAAUUGUGUCUCCCCCAAUUUACUUGAUGAUUUUAUGGGCCUCUACAACAGUUCUAGUGGCGAACGAUUUUCCAACACAGGAAAUGUCCAAUAUUUCUGAACAGAUAUAUCGCAAAAUGGGAGGAAACCCGACUCCUCUUUCUACCUUAAUCACCAAUGCAAAGACAUCUCUUGAAGAACUGCGAACAACAUGUUUUGCCACUAUGCAAAAGAUAGCAAUACAUCCAUGGGGUAAGAUUGAGAUGUCGAAUUCCAAAGAGUUUAUCGAUUAUAUAGUCAAUCGUACAACAGAGUUCUCCCAUAGAGGAAAAGAGUGGAAGUUUUCUAUAAUUCAAACAUUAUGCUCAACACCUGAUGCCGAGAAUCUUAUCGCGCCCAAAACUCUAGAACGUUUGAGACAAUAUCUGCGCGAAGGACCCUUUUAUGUAAGAACUUCGGGUGCUGUUGCAUUGGAAAGCGGCUGA